Messenger RNA from Sturnus vulgaris (Common starling), 3005 nucleotides. NCBI's taxonomy places the organism in Eukaryota, Metazoa, Chordata, Aves, Passeriformes, Sturnidae. The record is from RefSeq and is a predicted model, not a curated record.
CAUCCGUACACAUACCCACAUAACAAGCACGCACGCACAGGAAGCCCGCACCCUGGCUCCCGCUCCGCCGCUCCGUGCACGGGGGGGAAGAUGAGUUCGGGGGACGUGGUUUGCACUGGAUGGCUCAUCAAAUCACCCCCCGAGAAGAAACUCAAGAGAUACGCCUGGCGGAAGCGCUGGUUCGUGCUGCGCAGGGGCCGCAUGAGUGGGAACCCGGACGUGCUGGAAUACUACAGGAAUAACCACUCCAAAAAGCCCAUCCGCAUCAUAGACCUCAAUGAAUGUGAAGUGCUGAAGCACUCAGGACCUAAUUUCAUCAAGAAGGAAUUUCAGAACAACUUUGUGUUCAUUGUGAGAACCACCUACCGCACCUUCUACCUGGUAGCCAAGACUGAGGAGGAGAUGCAGAUCUGGGUGCACAAUAUCAGCCAGAUCUGUAACUUUGGACAUCUAGAAGAUGGCAGAGGUUCUGUGGAGAGCCUGUCUCACACGACCUCAUCCCCUCAGCCCUCACCGGCUGCCUCCACCCACGCCUCCCACAUCGCUGACCCUUCCUUCUCAGUCAACCACACUGCUGAUGCUGCCACAGAGGAGACCCCCAGCGAGUCCGAGUCAGUCUUCCUCCCUGACUACCUCUUCCUAUCCAACUGUGAGUCGGGCAAGCUCAACCACAACAGGUGUGACAGCUGGUCAAAUUCAGACAGAUCUCUGGAGCAAACAUCAUCAGAUGAGGUUUUUGUUGACUCAUUGCAAUCCCAGCCCUCCUUGUACCUUGUACAGCCAACCAGUGCUGGCACUGUGCACCAGGUUGGAGCCCCAGUGGCAAAUCCCAGCAUUGUCUCCAGGAACAUAGACAUUGGUAGGCCAUCCAGUGACUUUUCCUCCUCUUCUCCACUGCUGGGGACACCGCUAACACCAACGUUUCAGAUUGACAAGAGCCAAAACUCACUGCCCUAUGGUGUAACGCAGCUGGAUGUGCUGUCCAACACUCCCCCACCACGGCCGCCCAAGCCAACCCACUUUUCAGACAGGAGAGGAGAUGACAUGGCCCUCCAGAAUGGGCAUGCAGGGAUCUACCAGGCUCAGGUUGCUCUGGUUCCCAGAAGGAUCUCCUUGUCCAGCUUGGACAACGUGAGGAACUGGAAAGCAGACAUGGAAGGCAGUUCCCUAAGAAGUCGAGACAAGAGGCUUAGCUUGAAUUUGCCAUGCAGAUUCUCGCCGCUGUACUCGACGGCUGCGGACAGCACGGAGGACAGCUACGUGCCCAUGCGCCCCAGCACCUCUCCCUCUGUGCCUGGCUCCGACUGUUCUCCUGAUGGCUACAUCCCCAUGAGCCCUGGCUCGGCCACCUUCACCUUCCCUGUCAUCAGCACUGAAAAGCUCACCAGCCCGUUGCCUGAACUUCCCUCCGACGUGGAGCCCCCCCCAGUGAACCGAGACCUCAAGCCUCGUAGGAAGUCACGACCACCUCCUCUGGACUUGAGGAACCUCUCCACAAUCCGGGAGCAUGCUGCCGUGACCAGGAUGUGGACUGUGCCUUACAAUCGAAUGAGCUUUAUCUCACCAGAAAGAGACGUUAUUAAUUCAGCAAGAAUAUUUGCCAAUUCAGUUUCCGGAGAAGAGGAAGAAAGUUACAUUCAUAUGGAACACAGACAGGCCACCUCUCCAUACAGUGGUGUCUUUCCAUGGACAAGGAAAUCUAACCUUGAUUACUUGGCACUGGAUUUCAAUUCUGCUUCCCCAUCCCCUGUGCAGAAGGAGAGUCUCCCUGACGCCUGUGGCUGACCUGUCCUCUCUGCAGUUUUAUUGGGUCUAUAGUUAAAAUGAUGAGUGUAAGGGCAGGGAAUGGCUCUCCUGGUCCUGACCAAGGAUUCUCCAAGCUGCAAUCUCUGAUGUUUCCAAAACAGCUCCAGCACCUGCAUCACACCUUGCCUUAUCACCCCCCACAAACAGGCCCCUGGAACGAAUGCCAAGGUGAUGGAAACAAUGGAUGAAUACACUGGUCAUCUGUCAAUCCAAACCCUCUGAAAUGUUUGGAGAAGGGCUAACCAUGCCAUUUCCUCAAGUGACAAUUACACUUCCAUAAGUGUGUGCUAAUGCCAGCAGUGACUGUCUGUAUCAGAACUGCUCAGUGUACACACACACACACACACAGAAACAGAGGUACGGUUCUGGAAAAUAAGCAAGGUUUGUCCUGGGACUGUCCCAAAGCCAAAACUGAGCCCUCCCCCCAUAAACCAUGACUAAUCUUCCAAGCCUGAGCCUUGAUCCUGAAUUUGUAUGAGAUACCAUAUUCAGUUCCUGCUUUUGAAAACCCUUCUCAUAAAUCUACAAAGGAAGUAACAGAUCAAACCAGGACAGGCUGGAGUAAUUAUAUUACACCAAUUGCAUCAUAUUGUAGUAUCUAUUCUGUUUUCCCUUAAAAAAAAAAAGAAUUUUAAUGUUAAACAGAGAAGUCCGGCAAAGGAGACUUCCAUGAACCUUGGUCAAUUGCUCAGUAGACGGAACCAGAACAGCUUCUUCACCAAAAAGAAACUCUUUCACAGAGAACUAUUUCAGAAACAAAUCAAAAAUCGUCUCAAAUAUGUUGUCAUUGACAGCCAUACACCUGCAAACAAUACAAGGAGCCUAAGGGCAGAAGCAGCAACCAGCUGCUGCAAUGGGAGCCACGAGAGUUCUGCCUUUCUGCCUCCCAGCAGUUUUUGCAACAGUGACUUAACUCCAGAUUGGUUUUCCUUCCCUGUGGUUACUGCACUAAAAAAGAGAGAAAGAAAGGACAGCAGCACACAUGAACCUCUUUAGGGAAAAAAGGCCAACUUCAUUGAAUGGACAGCCUGUAUUUAAAGCAUAUUACAUAGAGCUAGGACAGGACAGUAGCUCAUUGGACAAUUGGGAAAAACAUCCAUGGGACCGUACCUCAGGGUGUGUCCCACGGGAAAAACACCAGGUGUUAAUCUUUAUUAUGAAUUCCAUUCUGUUUUUCACCAUAUUAUCACCUUGGGAGA